CUGCCACCAACACUAGGUAUCUGCAUUGGCCCUAGCUUUGUGUGGCUGAGCCUUGAAAAGCCCCAAGCAUGGAGCUACGACCACUACUUUUGGUAACUUGUUGCAGGACUGCCACAUCAUCUGAGUGAACACAUAUUUCCUCAUGUCUCAUAUGAACCUUACAAGCUGCAAACACUGCUGUUGCUCCUUAUUUUUUUCUCUCCUACCACUCUGUCACCCUUGCCAUUCCCUCCAAUAGUGGUGUAGGUUGCUAUUAGAUCCCCCUUCACCAAACUGAACAACUCCAGUUCCUACUACACCCAAGCUGCUAUAUAUAGCCAAAGAGAAGGCUGAUCAGUACAGAACUGGAUCCAUAUACAGUUCUCCAAGUAAGACUGGGAGAUUCAGACUCCUGGAAAGGAGAUAACUGAACUUUCACAUUGCCAUUAACUAUAUGGAACAAACUGAUGACAACUUCUUCAUGGUCAGGGGUUGUAUAGCCUGGAGAUAAGAAUGCUCUGGAGAGACCUUACCGUGGCCGUUCAGUAUUUAAAAAGGGCUUAUAAGAAGGAUGGAGAAAGGCUUUUCACCAGGGCUCAUAGGGACAAGACAAGGGACAAUGGUUUUAAAUUGAAAGAGCGUAGAUUUAUAUUGGAUGUAAGGAGGACAUUUUUCAUAAUGAGAGUGGUGAGGCACUGGAACAGAUUGCCCAAGAAAGUUGUGGAUGACCCAUCCCUGGAAGAGUUCAAGGCCAGGUUGAAUGGGGCCCUGGGCGGCCUCAUCUAGUGAGAGAUGUCCUUGCCCAUGGCAGGGGAUUAGAGGAGAUGAUCUUUGAAGUCCCUUCUAAACCAAACCAUUCUAUGGUCUUUAUCAUCACUUCAUGCCAGUUUAAGGCUUUCAAAUGCAUAAAAACACAACAUUUCAAUCUGUAGGUUUCUAUCCUCAGAGAAAGUUGAUGGCUUAUGACACAGAAGGCUUCGCAUUACAAUGAGCAAGUUAUGAAAUAUAAAAGAAGGAAGGUGAUCUGGAUACCCACCAUUUUGGUACACUGUGUUAUUCAUGCAAACACACCUGUGCACACAAGUAUGCCUUCAUUUGUUAUGUGCAAACAGUUUUUAUAAUAGCCAAGGCAGUAAACAAUGAAACUUGCCUCAAUUUAGUCGUGCAUUGGCUAAUCCUGCAAGUUCUGUGUCAAAAGUGGAUGUUGGGAAGGUAUUCAGCAGGCUGGGAGUACAUAAAUCAGUCUGAGUCGUGUUCCCAAGCAAAAGGUUCAAAUGGGAGAGAGCAGGAACAUAUUUGAGAAAACCAGAGGCAUACUGAACCCAGCUUCAUUGACAGAAUGAAGACGGGAAAAAAUGAGCAUACAGCCUGCAGACACGCGUGAUCUGCCCUGGGACCUUCAGGAGCUGGAGGAGGCUCCUUCGGCACUGUGAUUCAUGAAGAUGCCCAUUUGAGCCACUAACCUGGCUGGGGAGAGGAGGGAGCUCCACCUGCGCCCCGUCAGCAUCAGCAGGUGUAGGCAGAGCUGAGGUGACUCCGAGUUAUUCCCAGUUUCAGAAACAGAAGUGGAGUCCAGGGCAGAAGCACUCCAGCAGCCUGGGGCAGCCACAGUUGCAAAGGCACGCUUGUCAUUCACUUCACAACCCCUCCAGAGAAGGAUCUGCAAAGGAGCUGGCAAAUUUACUCAGUCCUGCGUACAUGGUGAGGGCUUACCAGGCUGCAUCCCUUCCAUGAUGUGCACAAGCCCUUACUUGCAAGGAUGACAGGAGCUCUGACUCAACACCAGGGUCUUAACCCAUGUUCAUCUUGCCUCCUGCAUGUCUCGCUUGUACCGCAUCAUCCCUGGCAGCGGAAAGGAGAGACUGAGUAAGAGCUGGGCAGAGAAGGAACCUUCAGAAGGAACAGUGCAAGAUUUAAUAUUAGCUUUUGAUGUCAAAACAAAGGCAAACGAUGUUUUGGAAGACCACAGCAACAUCUUCACAGUGAUCGCUCAAGUGCAGUUGGGUUACUCAGAGGAAUAAUUUGGUUGGUAGAAGGGAAAGGACUGGGUUUUGUUUUUUUUUUUUUUUUGCAGACUGUGCCUUCUCCUUUUUAAUGCCAGGCCUGAAAGAUUUUCACUCUGUGUCAUGGCACUCCAGCUGUAGUGUAGGCUUCUUUAAAUAGAAAGAACCAGAGUCAGUGAAGAGCAACAGGGCUGGUCUUUAUUGCAAAGCCUCACAGACACCAAUGAAAGAUUUUACAAGUGCUGGCAGUCACAUGUAGAUCCCAUAAAUCACCUCAGUGUGGGCAGUCAUCCAGACCUUCACAGGGUCAUGACGUUUUCCCCACUUGCUAUUUUCAGAUGGAGGGACUGGAUGGAAGGAGAUGUCAAGACAAUGGGUGACUUCUCUUAGCUACUCCACCACGCAAAUCACCCCCACAUUCAACCAGCAGACUCCAAAGAAUGUGGAGAAAGCCUGCUGGGAAUCUGGGGAUCUACACCACUCUUGAGGAUAGCUUUUCUGACAGAGAGUAAGUAGGUCAAUGCCAUGAGGUGAGAUGGAAGUGGGGCCCGCGGUGCCGAUGGAGUAGAUGGAGGAGAGUGGGCAGGCAGCAGAGCUGCUCAUGGGAGAGACAAGACUCGUUGACGAUGGUGUUCCUACAAGCUGGCAGCAAAGGUUUGCAAGCGUGUAUGCAACGAGAGGAGCCAACCGGAUAGGGCGUGUGUACAAAAAGGCUAUUUUUAGGCAAUACACAGAUGACACAUACUCCCAGGAAAUCCCCAAGGCAGCCUGGCUGGGGUUCCUUGGGCCAGUCCUGAAGGCAGAAGAAGAGGAUGUCUUUAUCAUCCAUUUAAAAAACUUUGCUUCCCGUCCAUACUCAGUGCAUCCACAUGGGGUCUUCUACGACAAGGACUCUGAAGGAGCACUUUACCCCGAUGGAACUGGUGGUAAAAGCAAAGAGGAUGAUUUUGUUGUUCCUGGUGGAAAUUACACCUACACAUGGCCAGUAAGGAAAAGUUAUUCCCCAACUUUGGCAGACUCAAACUGCUUGACUUGGAUUUACCAUUCUCACAUUGACACCCCAAGAGAUAUUGCAUCUGGUUUAAUUGGGCCACUGCUGGUUUGUAAAAAAGGAACUGCAGAUGAGACCUCAAUAGAAAGGACUGGUGCUGCUAAUGCUUUUGCCCUGAUGUUUAGCAUUGUAGAUGAAAAUGUCAGCUGGUACCUCGAUGAGAAUAUAAAUACCUUCUGCUUAGAACCAGCCACAGUUAACAAGGAGGAUGAAGGUUUCCAGACCAGCAACCGAAUGCACGCUAUUAAUGGUUAUAUUUAUGGAAAUCUCCCUGGCUUGGAGAUGUGUGCUGACACUCCCAUGUCCUGGCACUUGUUUGGCAUGGGAAGCGAAAUAGAUAUCCACGCUGCGUAUUUCUAUGGCCACACAUUCACUAACAGAGACCAGAGGGCAGAUGUCGUCGGUCUGUUCGCAGCAACGUUCAUCACAGCAGAGAUGACUCCGGGGAACCCUGGGAGGUGGCUGAUAACAUGCCAAGUUAACGAGCAUUUACGAGGUGGCAUGGAGGCACUGUAUGAUGUACAGAUCUGCCAAAAAAACCUGUCUCGACCUUCACCACUCAGUCACAAAAGAAGAUACUAUAUUGCUGCUGAAGAAGUGCUGUGGAAUUAUGGACCUGACGGUUAUGAUAAAUUCACUGGGCAGGGCUUAAAUGCCACGGGCAGUGAAUCUGCAAUAUAUUUUACACAAGGGAUUGACAGAAUAGGAGGGCUAUACUGGAAGGUUCGCUAUGUGGAAUAUACCGACGCGACGUUCAGUAAGAGGAAGAUUCAGCCAGAGAACAUGAAACACCUGGGAAUACUUGGCCCUGUUAUAAAAGCUGAAGUGGGAGAUACAGUGCUAGUUACUUUUGCCAACAAAGCCAGAAGGAGCUACAGCAUUAUGGCCCAUGGUGUAAGCUUCAGCAAACUGUCAGAAGGUGCACCCUACUUGGAUGGAUAUAUGAAGCCAGGAGCCCACGUUAAGCCAGGUGAAACCUUCACAUACAAAUGGAGAGUGCCUGAAAAUGGAGGUCCGAGUGAGAGUGACCCACCGUGCCUCACCUACCUGUACUACUCAGCCACUGAUGCUGUCAAGGACACCAACUCUGGCCUGGUGGGGCCUUUGCUGGUCUGCCGGAAGAAUGCACUGAAUGAGGAUGGGACACAGAAAGGAAUAGACAGAGAAUUCUAUCUCCUCUUUUCAAUCUUCGAUGAAAAUGACAGCUGGUAUCUGAACAAGAAUAUUGAAGCUUUUACUGGAGACCCUUCAAAAGUGGAUGAAAAUGAUGCAGAUUUCAAGGAAUCCAACAAAAUGCAUGCUGUCAAUGGUUACUUGUUUGGUAACCUGCCAGGCUUGGCCAUGUGCAAGGAUGACAAGGUCUCCUGGCACCUCAUCGGACUGGGAAGUCACUAUGACAUGCACGGAGUUCAAUUUCAAGGAAACAACAUCGACCUAAGAGGGACAACGAGGGAUGGCCUGGCCUUGUUUCCUCAUUUAUCAGGGACAGCACUGAUGCAGCCAGACCGUGUGGGCACAUUCAAAGUGGUUUGCAGGACUUUCGAUCACUUUGUGGGAGGGAUGAAGCACCUCUACGAGGUCAGCAGCUGCCGCAAUGCCAGCCGAGCCCAGCAGCAGCACGGUGCCGUCAGGCUCUACUACAUCGCUGCGGAGGAGGUGGAGUGGGACUAUGCCUCAAAUAAGAGCUCAGCACCAAAGAUUUACAACGUCAGCAGCAAUGAGGAAAGCUACGGGCACAUUUUUCUCAGCCAAGGGGAAGACCUAAUUGGUACAAAAUACAAGAAAGUGGUUUACAGGGAGUAUACAAAUGGCAACUUUACUGAGCGCAAAGAGAGGACAGAAGAGGAGGAACACUUGGAAAUCCUGGGGCCAUUGCUUCAUGCCGAGGUGGGUGACUCCGUGCUGAUCGUGUUUAAGAACAAAGCCAGCAGGCCUUAUUCAGUGAGCGCACAUGGGGUAGAAGAAGUGGGUUGUGAGGAACAAACUGAGGCACCAAUCACCCUCCCAGGGGAAAUAAACACCUACAGAUGGAAUGUCCCCGAGCGAUCUGGCCCUGGGAAAACAGAUCCCAACUGUAUCACUUGGGUUUACUAUUCAACAGCAAAUUUUGUGAAGGACACAUACAGUGGUCUGAUUGGCCCUCUUGUGGUUUGCAGAAAAGGAAUUCUAGAUAAAAAUGGCCUGAGAAAAGACAUUGAUCGUGAAUUUACUCUUCUGUUUAUGGUGUUCGAUGAAAACAAAUCCUGGUAUUUGAAGGAGAAUAUCGAAACAUACCUUCACAAGAGUCCUGAUGAUUUUAAUUUCACUAAGAACUUCGUAGAAGGCAACAGCAAGCAUGCAAUCAAUGGGAAGAUUUAUAACAGUCUCCUGGGUCUAACCAUGAAUGAAGGUGAUACGACAAACUGGUAUUUGAUAGGAAUGGGUAAUGAAGUAGAUGUACACACAGUCCAUUUCCAUGCACAGACCUUCAUCUUCAAGACAGAUAAAGGCCACAGAGGAGAUGUAUUUGACCUUUUUCCUGGGACUUUCCAAACUGUUGAACUUGUAGCAGAAAACCCUGGAACGUGGCUUCUGCACUGCCACGUAGCUGACCACAUACAUGCUGGCAUGGAAACGACCUACACCAUCAAUAAAUCAGAGCUGGAAGCCCCUUCAGGAGGAGGACUGACGACCGCAGCUUAUGGUACAACGACUGCACAAAACAGGACCACCACAAAGGAUCCUGACAGCCAAGGGGACAACGUCUUUGGCAAAGCUCUGAAUCCCAGAGAAGCCAGCCUGAUGCUCGCAGCCUUUGUUUCCGUCGGACUCAUUCUGCUGUUGACCACACUGGCCUUCCUCUCCCUCAUCACCCACCAAGGAAGCAGGAUCCAAUAUCAGGCUCUGCGUGACAAAAGUGCACUUCUAGCAGAUUCCCUGUAAAUCCCCACUUUCAGCACCAUCCACAGAGCUGUGCCGGGCUUCACAAAAUGCUGCUGCUACAAAUAGAGCAAGACACAUCUGGCAGCCCCAUCCCAUUGCCAGCCCUCCUGAAAGCUGCAGGAAAGGGCUCCAGGAGCCACGUAUCACCCACUGCCAUUCCCACCCCACCGCCACUCAGCUGUGCCCGAGGCACCACACCUCUUGGCCAACGUUCCCAUGGGAGGAUGGAGCGGGCAGGAUUGCACCCAUGUGCUCUGUGCAGAACCACGGGGCGCACACUGCUUUAGCAUCCAGCUCCUCAAGGCACAGGUGUAAGUCUGGAAGUCCCUGAGGUUUCCCAAAGGGAAGCCAGUCUUACACCAGAGUCUGCAUCAAUGAAUUCCCCGGCACUUAACUGAUUUUCCCUCUGUUUUGUUCCCUUCGCCCUGUUAAAUGAGGAAGCUGUGCACUGGGACAGAUUUUUAAAGGCAUUUAAGUACCUACCAAUAUACUUCGGCACCUGAUGGAGCUCAGCAUCUGCAACAGAUUUGUCAGUCCCUUUAAAAAUCUCGCCCUGAGCAGCCUCAAUGAAGUUAUACUUUGUGAUUGCUGCUCGUUGUGGUCCUGAUUCUGUAACUCUUCUCUGCACCGAGCAGUGCUUCAUUCCCAAACUUCAAUUGGGUUGCUGAUGUCUGUGCUCUGCAGGAAAGACAAACAGAAUCAGGCCGUGUUUAAUACUACUUGAAUGUUUAUAGCUCAUGUCUAAUUACAUAGCACUCACUCUUGCCAGCCAGCUGCUCAUGUCAGCUACAGCUCUUGCAGAGGAACUCCAGAACAAGCACAUCUGUGAAUCUGUUGAUCCAAAGCUGAUUUUGAAUGUAAAUCCACUUCGCCGUCCUCUUCUAUUUUUUCCCCAGUUCUGUAGUUUGAAUGUUGUUCAAAUGCAGGGAAUUGUGCUGCCCAUCCCUUGUACUGCAGCUUAGCCAUGUCCUGGGUCAGUGCCCGGGUAUUUGAAAUGUAGAAGUUUCCUGGGUGCUUAUCAGUUGAUUCUUGAUCCCUUGUUUUCUCCAGUUAUUUAAGAGCAUGCAUGUGAGGUAGAACUGCAGGACUGAGCCCAAUCAGGAGUUAUGCUAUAGCAAUAAACACUUCCACACUCAUUUUCUAAAUCCCUUCCUUGAGCUGAUAAAAACAGAUACCCCAUACCCUGUUAUCUUUCUACUUUGUAAACAUAAGAUUGAGGUCUCCUGUUCUGUCCAAAAGCACUGUGCAGAACAUUUGCUCUCUGUCUACAUGCAAAACUAAAGCCUUUCACUUAAACAUUCACAGUUAAUAAAGGAAAUGAUUUGAUACUUUUCCUUUUAAAGUAGCUAACGGGUCUGACAUUUUAGAAAAAGAAUCGUAAAUAUAUUUUUCUCCAUAGUAGCCAGCCAAAAUGAUGACAAGGCUAAUAAAGAUCUGGUUAUUUGUACAAA
Messenger RNA from Gallus gallus (chicken), 7406 nucleotides. RefSeq names its product hephaestin like 1 (gene HEPHL1). Gene Ontology annotation, cellular component: plasma membrane. Gene Ontology annotation, biological process: iron ion transport. NCBI's taxonomy places the organism in Eukaryota, Metazoa, Chordata, Aves, Galliformes, Phasianidae. The record is from RefSeq and is a predicted model, not a curated record. Gene Ontology annotation, molecular function: ferroxidase activity; copper ion binding. The transcript has 22 exons. The coding region runs from base 2551 to 5955 and encodes 1134 amino acids.